Messenger RNA from Coprinopsis cinerea okayama7#130, 2763 nucleotides. RefSeq lists its product as hypothetical. Bases 1 to 2763 code for a protein of 920 amino acids. The transcript has 2 exons. NCBI's taxonomy places the organism in Eukaryota, Fungi, Basidiomycota, Agaricomycetes, Agaricales, Psathyrellaceae. The record is from RefSeq and is a predicted model, not a curated record.
AUGUCUGAUUACUUCCCGACCUCCUACCAUGUCAGAUUACACUUCUCAGACGACUUUUCCGAGCCCGACGCCCUCAGCUCCAGCCCUGGAGUCAGCCGGCCAUCAACACCUACUCAAGACGAUAAUCUCGCCAGUGAAAUGGAUAUGAUAGAGUUCCAGGACCUUCCGGAACUCCCUGAAGACUUGGGAGAUGAUUUCGAGUAUAUUCCGCCACACGAAGUUCACAAGCGACAGUCGCCACUUAGCACGACACAGAAAGUAAAGCUCAUCUGUUCUUACAUCUCGCAAAUACCACGGUUUUCGCUCGGCACCUUCCUUCGUGAACUUUUCGCAUCCACAGACCCUUCUGUAACUGCCUAUAGCCAUCGCUUUCUCUCUGGUUUGGGACACAUACCAGUAAUGGAGCUCAUGGUGAAGGGUUGUAAUCCGGAACGUGAAUCCAAAGUCCGUGACUCCCUGAAGCAAGCCCGUCAAGCCUCGAGGGCCUGGAUUAUCCAGAGCGCCGCUGAAAUCUGUGCUAAAGAAGCUAGCCACCUCACAGAUAACGCCUUUCACGGCCCUUUUCAAGAAGAGGCUAGGUUUCUGCGCGUUUCAGCUCAUGACAUCGGGAUUCAACAUCCAAAAGGCUUCAGCCUCUCAAGGCUCCUGGAGAUUUACAGACGGACAUUGCCGCACCUGCAAACAAUCCUUGAGGCGAUAAUUUCAAAGGAGACGAAGAUUAUGAAGCCUGGUACCCGUGACCCCGACCAUGGACGAACUCUCCUGACAUCCAUGCUUCUAAACCUCAGAAGCAGGCGCACCAACUAUCAUGCCGCGAUGAAUUCUCUUAUUUUAUGGGAUAAUCGUGUUCCUAAACGGUUGACAAGUGCCCUGAAUAAACUGGGAAUUACCACUUCAUACGCUUUCCAAUGUCGCGCGAUUCUGUCUCUCAGUAAAGCAGCAGUACGCGAAGUCCGAAGAGUCGCAAAUGACCCGUCGAAAAUCACUGUUCUCCCCUAUGACAACUUCAAUUGGGUUCAGAACUCACCAGAAUCGACUACCCUUCAUCAUUCCGUGCAACACGACCAGGUUUCUGCGCUACUUAUUGUUGUUCCGACGGAAGGCACCGAAUUGGAGGGAAAGUCUGCGCAUGACAUUCUCAACCUCAAAGAUUUCGAGGCUACGAAACGCAUGCGACAUGAACUCCCAGCUCAUAAGUCACUUUCGGACAUACUGCCGUCCCUUGACGAUCAUCACACUUUUCGCCAGAACGCUAUCAUCCAUGUUGCCCGCAUAUUGACUGAAGAGAUUCCCUCCUACAAUUACCUCCAAUCCGCACUUCCCCGCCUAAGUGACCCCAAGGCAAUCCCGACGAGAAAAACAGAGGAAUACUACCUGCCUACAUUCGAUCAGGAGCAAGGAUCGACUCGAGGCAAUAUGGUGGUACUCGAACAUUACUUUCAAAAUGUUCUUCAAGUCCCUGUCCAGAAAUUCGAAAAUUACAUGCAGCUUCUCCUCGGCGAUCGUCUUACCACUGCUCGGGACCGUGCAGCUCAAGAUCAGCGCCAACCAGAUACUUCCCCGCACAAAUUCGACCAUCUUUCCUCAUUUGCUAUGCUCAGCGGCCUUAUGCAUUUCGUCAUGAACUUCAUGCAAGCAGUUGGAGGUACCUUCUGGGGAAAUCCAGACCCCUCUGAUCCUCUAAGUCUUGUUAAUUUACGAGACCACAUCAACCGACAAACGAUCAACCUCCGAAAGCUCGAUUACUACGGGUGGAUUCGAUUCCUUGACGCCAUACUACGUGCCCUUAUACAUCACGCAUCGGACGUGCUCAAGGAUUCAGGGCCAUGCACGGACAUCCAAUCUGUGGAUGAUCUUAUUCAUCACGCAACAGAGAUUGUGGAUAACUUUGCUGUUCAGAGCAUCAGUCGCCUCGAAGCCACCAAGGUUAAGGUUCUCCCAGGAAAUACCACAACAUCCAAUGCUAUCAUAUUAUUCCACCACCUCCUCCUACUUCACGAAAUGCAAAGUGCAAUCAAGCUUGGCCACCCGGGGCGGAUCACACGGAUGCUCAAGUUCUGGUGUCCGAUUUUCUAUGCUGCUGGAAGCUUCAACUACGCCAAUGAAACAAUGGAAUUACUGCACAACCUCAUACAUGACUGGCCUAAAGACUUUGCAACACUGGCUACACAUGGAAUGCUCGUAAAUCCAAGGGGAAGGGAUGGUGACUGGAAACCAACAGAUAUCUCCAACGAACAUUACAACGACCAUAUCAAAGAGCGUGCACAUGGCCCCAACUCCAGCCCCGAGCUCCUUGAAAAAGUAACUCCAGCAAUGGGACAUAUCAUGGAACUCACGAUCGGACUCUUCGAGGAACUUGGGGUUGAGCAACAGAAUCAAAAACAUAGCCACGUCUCGCAGUCAAAUGAUAUACGGUUGCUCCGGGAAUACCUCGAGUCUCGACAUGUAUUCAAGUGGGAUCGGGAUACACCAUCGACGGGGAACUUUAUCAACUUGUUUACCGAGGGCCAGAAACGCUUAUCAGGGCCUACUGGCGGGCAUGCGAAGCACUUGGCUCGCCACACGCUCCGACAUCGUUCCCGACACUCAAUAGUAGAAGAGAGCUGCACGCAGCCGGACAUCUACCAAGAGUUAGAGAUUGCCAAAGAUGCUACUAUUACCCCAGCGUCCACCCACCUCAGAAGUACAGUGCUAGAAUAUCAACUGGAUAUACAAGACAUAGUUACAGUAGGAGAGGAGUAUAACGAAGGAGAGGAUGUAUAA